Chelonus insularis is the source of this 2096-nucleotide messenger RNA. RefSeq lists its product as uncharacterized. The coding region runs from base 102 to 1898 and encodes 598 amino acids. The transcript has a single exon. The record is from RefSeq and is a predicted model, not a curated record. Lineage: Eukaryota; Metazoa; Arthropoda; Insecta; Hymenoptera; Braconidae.
UAUUAAUAAAUUCAUAUACAAACACUAUUUGAUUGUUUUUCUUUGGUACUAUUUAUAAAUUAUUCAAUCAAUAAUAACUAGCUUACUGAACGAAACUUAAUAUGAUCUUUCAAUUGUAUGUCAUUAUAUCUCAUAUUAUCAUUAUUUUUACAUUUAUAGUUACUUUUGCUUUAUAUACACAAAACAAACUCAAUACUCAAGUGAACGUAUACUCUGAAAUAGAUAAUGGUGAUGGUGAUUACCUCAAUCAUGAAACUUAUAAAAUUAAAAUAGAAAAAAUUAAAAGAUUUCUCCAUGCUGAUAAAACAUUUGAAACUUCUACAAUUAAUCUUGCCAGGGAUUAUUCUUUUGAUCAUACUAAAAUUCCACAUAAAGAUUUUAUUAAUUGGGAAACUCAGGAGGACAUUUUUUUAACAUUAUGUGAUUUUGGUAUUCAAUUAUUAAAAUAUUAUACAACAUAUAAAACAAGUGAAAUGAAAUUACUCAUUGUUACUGACAUAUUAAAAAGAAUAAAAAUAAAAAUAGACGACAAUGUUUCAAAAUAUCUUAAUAAAUGGAUCACAUGGCAUAGAGGUUUAAGCUAUUUAUUAAAACUAUUAGCGAUAUAUGAAUAUGUAGCACAUGAUAACUUUGUAAAACAUUUUAUUUGUCAUGAUUUAAUAGUUAAAAUUAUACCAAAACUAGAUCAAUUAUUUGAUAUAAAAAUUAAUGACGAAAAAAUAAUACUUUUCGCAAUUCCCAGAUUAUUAAGUAAUUUUCUAUUUGACCCAACAGCAUAUGAAAAUGAUAUCAAGAGUAAUGAAUUCAAGACACUUGAUAAAUAUUUUUGUAUUGAAUAUAAUCUAUCAGAUGAUAUUAAAACAGGAUUAUAUAGCGAUGGAUCUUGUAUUAAAGAUAAUUCGGUAGUUAGUUAUCUUGAUUUACUACCUUUGGUUAGAAAAAGAGAUGCAUUUUAUGAUAAAAUGUAUACUGCACUUGGCUUCAAAGUUAAUUAUCGAGAACGAGUACAAUUUAUUCUUAAAAAAUUAUUACAUCCAUCUAUUAAAUAUCAUAUAGUAGGUUUAUUUGGAAAUUCAUCAAAUAAAAUACAAAUUCCAGAUUGGUGGAAUUUAGAAUUACUUGAAACAGGUGUUCAUAUAUUUCCAUUCACUGGUAUAGGAAUUUUUAAAAGACAUAAUAUCCUUUUUGCCAUUCGACUCCAUCAGUUAUCUAUUAAUUCUCCUGUAAAAAAUAAAUUCACUUUAGGUUUAAUGCAAUUACGGAAAAUUUAUCAAUUAGAUGACAAUGAAGAAUCAGAACUUUCUGAGGAACAAAUUAUCCAUGAACUGGGAGUUAUUAGAAUUAAAGGAACUGAUACUCAAGAUAUCUAUAAAUGUAUUCCAAAGGAAUCGUAUAUUGGCAAACUACUUGAUAUUAAUUUAUUAUUUUGGAUAAAUAAAUAUACAUUGUUAUUGCCAUAUAAGUGCGAGGUAACUGAAAUUGGAGUAAUGACCAACGGUGGCUUAGUAUCAAAAUAUCAAAUUAAAAAUAAUGAAAAUGAUCGAUCAUUAAUAUUUGUUAGUACAAAUACUCAUAAUAAAAAAAUAGAAAAUGUUAUAAAUCCUGGGGUUACUAGUACUUUCUCGAUAAAAAUUAUACUUGAUGAUAAUGAAACUGUCACAAACGUAGAUUUUCAAUCUGAUAAAUUAAUGGAAUUUGAAUAUCAUAGAAAAAAAUAUGAAUUAAUAUCAUUAGAUCAUCAAAAUUCUUAUAUUGUCAAAUGUGAAAAUAAACCAAUUAUUGGUGGUACUUCUAGUAGUAAUCCAUUUGAUUUUAUGAUUUACGACAAUCAAAUAUUUAAACGAUAUUCAUCCUUCAUGUAUGAACCGACAAUUAGCACACACAAAAUGAAUGAGUAAUCAAAAGAACGAAGAGAAAAGUAUUUUUAAAUUCUUAGAAUAAGUUGUUUUAUGAACAACAUUCAAUAAGAAACUGAAGGAAUCAUCGACCCUAACCUAGAGACACUGAGUCUUCUGAAAUUUAUAAAUUGGAAAACGAUUUUCUUUUCAAAGAUAUAGAUUUUAUACGAAUCUGUGAUUACUACAAAAUAUUUUUUU